AUGGCAAACACCGUGGAUACCCUCGUGGCCAAGGCACCAAUUACAUGUCCAGCUGAUAAAUUCUACAAUUUUUUUAAGCUCAACAUGAACGAUCUCGUCAAAGUGUGUCCGGCAGUCGUUACCGGCGCCGAGGUUAUCGAAGGAGAAGAGGGGACGGUUGGCUGUACCAAGCGCUGGAAGUAUAUUCUUGGUGGGAUUCCAUUGAUUGCCACGGUGAAGAUAGAGGCAAUAAGCGAUGCGGGAAAAUCGAUCACAUUUGCAGUUUUGGAAGGUGAUCUUUUGUUACUGUACAAAAGCUUCAAGGUCACACUCAUUGUCGGGGAGGGAUUGGCCACGUGGACUUUCGCCUUUGAGAAAAAGACUAUUUUGACCCCGCCGCCCGAGCUCUAUGUUCCCCUGAAUCCAGUGUUUCACGAGAGGCGCAAGCAUAUCAAUACGAAGUACCAUUUUAUUCGAGAUUGUAUCUCCAAGAAAGAAGUGAAGCUGGAGAACGUGAAGUCGAAAGACCAGGUUGCGGAUAUCUUCACGAAGCCGUUGAAGCUCGAUGUGUUCAAGAACUUACGAUUUUCUCUUGGAGUGAUGAAUUUAGUUUAA
Striga hermonthica is the source of this 594-nucleotide messenger RNA. Lineage: Eukaryota; Viridiplantae; Streptophyta; Magnoliopsida; Lamiales; Orobanchaceae. The record is from the annotation of a GenBank genome assembly.